Molecule: messenger RNA, 723 nt
Organism: Fibroporia radiculosa
Lineage: Eukaryota; Fungi; Basidiomycota; Agaricomycetes; Polyporales; Fibroporiaceae
Exons: 2
Coding region: 1-723 (240 amino acids)
Source: RefSeq, a predicted model, not a curated record
AUGUCCGCGACCACCCAUCGUCUUGCCCGCUAUCCGACAUGGCUCACCCACUGGCUUGGCUACCGUGCGACGCCCCACCACAAGGUUCCUGAGCCCCUUGUCUGGAUGUGGUCUUGGAUCGCUGCGUUUGGUGGUCUCUCCGUCCUCCAGGCGCUUUUCGGCCACUCCAAAUACUUUAUCGACCGCAAGGUCCCGCCCGUCGUCGCGUCUUAUGGCGCAUCUUGUGUCCUUAUUUACGGCGCCAUCGAGGCCCCGCUCGCCCAGCCCCGCGCGUUCAUUGGCGGGCACUUCAUCGCAGGCCUCAUCGGACUCUGCAUCACCAAACUCUUUUCCCUCUCCCCGCACUUCGAGUCCCUCCGCUGGCUCGCCGCCGCACUCAGCACCCCCACCGCCAUCGUUGCCAUGCAGAUCACCGGCACAACCCAUCCGCCUGCAGGCGCGACCGCGCUUCUGCCCGCGAUCGACGACACCGUCUGGGCGAUGAGCUGGUACUAUCUCCCCGUCAUCCUCCUCUCCUGUGCGCUGUUCCUCGCCAUCGCCCUGCUCUUGAACAACAUCCAGAGGCGGUACCCGAUGUACUGGUUCAAGCCCGUUGUAGCAAUCCCGGCAAAGCCGGAGCCUGCCCUUGGUGCGCCAGAUGAUGAUGCACCGAGCACGACGUCAAACGAGGAGGCGUCGGUCGCCGCACCUGCACCAGAGAAGACGGGCCCGGAGGCCGUAUAG